AUGACGGUUUCGCAUUUUAAAGAUCAGCAAAUGCGAAAUCCUCGUUUAUCAAGCAUAGACACUGAGAAUGUUACUGCACUCAAAAAGAGGCAAAGUGCUUCAAAUGGAGAAAAUAGUAAGAAAAGUACGCAGGCCCAAAAGGAUGAAAGUAAAGAAGCUGAAGACAGUUCAAGAGACAGUGAUCUGCAUCAACAUGAUGUUUCUAUUUAUGAUGACGUGUCAUCAUUAGAGAGCGAAUCUUACUCUGAAUCAAUAGAAUCAGCAAGUAGUAUACCUUGCCAAGAUAAGCUGGCCAAGUUGGCAGAAAUCGUGAUUGAUUUUGAUAUGAAUUUUAAUGAGGCAAAAAACAAGAGGAAAUUGGAUGUGGAAGAAGUCCUUAAAGCAGAAAUUGCACUCAGAAACACAAGUGGAGGUGUUAUAAGAAUUAACAGCACACACAAACCAGCAGUGAAAGAUAGAGAUGACUGGAUGAAAGAAUUGUACGAAAAACGAAAGACUUUACUUGGCAGUGAAUGUGGUGAAAAAGAUUCAAUUGAUGACAUUUUAGAUAUUGAAACCAAGGAUGCCACGACUUCCAUAUUUGUAAGGAAGUCAUCAGUUACCAUUCUAACUGAUGAUUCUCACCUUCGACAGCGCAGCGAAGGGAGAAACUACAAAGUCUCUUUGUAUUCCAGAAUUUGUGAGCUGCUAAAUAAGAAAGAAAGAAGGUGUGUCUGUGCAAACAAUCCAAAAUUCCAUACAUCAUUUCGUUUGGAUGAAAAAUUGUCUUAUGAAACAAUGACUGAGGAACACAAGCUGCUUAAUCCCAACAAGGAUGAAAACUUGGCCAAACGCCUUUGCGACAAGCUAAGUGAUAAUGUAGUGGCAUUUGCAAACACUCAGGGAGGGACAGUGUACUUCGGAAUAGAAGAUAAACAAUCUCUCAUCAAAGGACAAAAGAUCAAAGAUAACGAAGAGAAAGAUAAUAUCCAUCGCAGUAUAGUUGAAUGUAUGGAACGAAAGCUUUGGGCUUUGGAUUCUGGAGAAGAGGUUAAGCCUAAAGCAGGAGACGAUUAUCAUAUCAAGUUUUUCCGAGUAGAUGGAGCUGGCGAUGACACUUAUGUCAUAACAGUCCAUAUCUGUGCUUUCCCUGGUACUGCUGUGUUUAAGCAGAAACCAGAAUGCAGUGUACUGGAUCAGGAAAACCAAAUUGUCAAUAUGGAAUUUAAGGAAUGGCUUUCUCUACACAAGCCUACUUCUGGAGGAGAUGAAAAUGACCUAAAGAAAUUAAAACGUCAAAUAUGUGAGAGAACAGUCUAUUAUACUGUGGAAGACAGCAUCGAAGAUAUUUACAGUGAUUUGAUAGAAGGUUCACCAGGGAGACUAAAGAUCCGGCAAAAAUAUGCAAUGAAUUCAAGAAACAGAAGCUUGAAAACAUUUAUUAACUGUUUGAAAAAGAUGUUCAUACAAAAUAAAUGGGAAGGCAUCGUAUUCAUUGAAAGAUGUUGGGAAGUUAAUAUAGGGCUUCCAAACACAAAGCCGGCAGAGGUGAUUCAGGACAUUUUGGUUUGCUCUCCAAGCAUUCCUCUUUUAUUGGUUAGUCUAUGUGAGGGAGAAGCUACCAGUGAAAGCUGCAAGUACAACAUAAAGCUAGCAACUAAGUUGAAGGGGAUACUUGCCCAAGAAGGAGGGUGCAUGGAGAAAUUCUAUGUUAAGCCUAUCACGCUUGCAUGCUCUGUAGAAGAUGACAUAGGCAUACUAGAGAUGAUAUCUCAUACAUCUGUCUAUCCCGAAGCCUACCAGAUGUCUACUGAGAAAUAUCAGGCCAUCGUUAAAGCCCUUGUCCCUGUACUUGCCAGAGUGAAUUCCUCAUUUAAAGGAACUGUUGGCAAUCAUCUUUUUCAUUUGCUCACCAAAAAGCAAUAUGAGAUUCUCUUUGAGAAUUUGCAAUCACCAAAAUUGAUGAUAACAGGCCCCCCUGGCAGUGGGAAAACAGUUUUGGCGAUUGAACGUAUUCAUCGUCUACGAAGACAGGGCUUUUCUUCUAAACAAGUUUUGUUUAUGUGCUCAAAUAAGGUGCUGGAGGCUGAAGUCCGGAACAUGGAGGUAAUCAUGGAUGGUAAAUCAGAGCCAUUAUGCUUAGUAUACAAUUAUUAUGGAAUAAUUUUUUGUCUGAAAAAGAAAUGUGUUGAUGAACUUGCUGGGGUGAAGCAUAUUCUCAUUGAUGAAUUUCAAAAUUUCAAGCGGAAAUCCCGAGAUAUUCCAAUUAUUGACUGGUGGAGGAGAUUUAUAGAAUUGUACGAUAACAAGAGUCCUCCAAGUCUUUGGAUAUUUAGUGACACCUCCCAGCAGAUAAUUAAAGGACCGUGUGUACUUGAAACACUACCAGAUGGUUUCUCCCAAUGCCAGCUGAGUACCGUCAUCAGAACGACUCGCAAAAUACACAGAUUCAUCUUUGAGAAAUUCAUGAAGAAUGGCCCACGGAAUCAUAUUGGGCAUGAUUUUGAUGGAGAAAACGUCAAAGUUUUGGUGCCAAGACCAUCAAGAGUUAGUAGAAAAGUGCACUUGGUAUACAUGUUGAUUCACCUACUUAAAGACAUGGUUAAUAAGGGAGUUGAUCCAGACACCAUUGGCGUCCUUUUUACUGAUGAAAAGGAAAAGAAUUUGUAUCGUAAAUUAUUUGAUGAACGCACAAGGUAUUGUCCAGUCAAGGAUGGAAAGGCUGUUUCUGAACAUGGUAUUGUGUUUGACACUAUCCGUGUCUUCUCUAGGGGGGGUAAAGACAUCAUUAUUGGGUUCUGUCCCCUCUUUGCUCCUAAUUCAGGUUUCCAGAAUAAGGAUGCUUUGAUGAUUUCAUUAUGCAGUCAGGCAAAGCUCAAGCUCAUUUUGAUCCUUGAGAAUGAAAAAGUCGCACAUUCUUUUGGAUUGGCCAACUGCAUGGAAAACACAGAUAUCCCAUGGGAAAAGGAUGUUGUAAUUAUAGACUUCAGGGUGUGAAACACUAAAUCCAACAAAAAAAACCCAGCUAGUGUAGCAGGAUCACAGGAGGUUGAGUAGGAAGGAGAGAGAUCCAAGGUUCCAAGUUAUUGGCAAGUUAUUUUAUUAAAGGCUCAAAUCAC
Messenger RNA from Actinia tenebrosa (Australian red waratah sea anemone), 3098 nucleotides. RefSeq names its product schlafen family member 5. Lineage: Eukaryota; Metazoa; Cnidaria; Anthozoa; Actiniaria; Actiniidae. The record is from RefSeq and is a predicted model, not a curated record.